This is a messenger RNA of Crotalus tigris (Tiger rattlesnake), 2829 nucleotides long. Its product is annotated as olfactory receptor 14A16-like. Gene Ontology annotation, molecular function: olfactory receptor activity; odorant binding; G protein-coupled receptor activity. Gene Ontology annotation, biological process: G protein-coupled receptor signaling pathway. Gene Ontology annotation, cellular component: membrane. The coding region runs from base 98 to 1063 and encodes 321 amino acids. The transcript has a single exon. The record is from RefSeq and is a predicted model, not a curated record. NCBI's taxonomy places the organism in Eukaryota, Metazoa, Chordata, Lepidosauria, Squamata, Viperidae.
UAUCUUCAAAAUGUUUCAGUCAGACUUGAAUUCUGAUGCAUGGAAAAAAGUCUGAUAGUUGAAUUCUUUUCACAGACUGCACCACAGAAACAGCACUAUGGAAAAUCAGUCAAGAAUUGAUGAAUUCCUUCUGCAUGGAUUUCCUAAUACUAAGGAGCUUCGAAUAUUCCAUAUCAUCAUUUUUUUACUAAUUUAUUUGGUGUCCCUCAUUGAGAAUCUUGUUAUCAUUACUGUUAUUCUUUAUAGUCAUCAACUUCAUUCACCCAUGUAUUUUUUUCUGGCUAAUUUAUCCUUCCAAGAUCUUGGCUCCAUCUCUGUCACUGUUCCCAAGUCCAUGCUGAAUUCUUUGAUGAACACUGAAACCAUUUCUAACUCUGGAUGUUUUUGUCAAGUUUUCUUCUUUGUUUUCUUUGUAAUGUCUCAUCUCUUCCUCCUUGUUGUUAUGGCAUAUGAUCGUUACGUAGCCAUCUGCAAUCCAUUACACUAUGAGAUGGUGAUGAAUAAAAAAGUCUGUGUCCAAAUGGCAACCAGUGCAUGGAUGGGUGGUUUUUUUUACUCAGCUCUCUAUAUUGGAAAUUUAUCCACAGUGGAGUUCUGUUCCAGAAUUAUCAAUCAGUUUUUCUGUGAAAUUCCUCAGUUGCUCAAGAUUUCUUGCUCUGAAUCUUAUGUUGCAGAAGAGCAGGCACUCAUCUUUGGUUCUUGUGUAGGGUUCUUUCUUUUUGCUCUGAUUGUCUUUUCAUAUGUUAAGAUUUUUAGAGCAGUUUUGCAAAUCCCAUCUACACAGGGGAAGCAGAAGGCUUUCUCUACUUGUUUACCCCACCUUAUAGUCAUUUGUCUGUUUAUAGUUAGUGGUACCUUUGCAUACCUGAGACCCACAUACCGUUCCCCAUCAACAUCAGAUCUCUUGAUUUCUUUGUUCUACAGUGUUGUACCACCACUCAUAAACCCUCUAAUCUACAGCGUAAGGAACCACGAGCUCAAAAUGGCAUUCUGGAAGCUAGUUUUCCAUACAUGUUCAUAUCCCUUCUGCAAAAAUCAUUCUCAGUUUCAGCUACACUUAUAAACAGUUACAAUUGUUUAUAUAUGUUCUAGAAAUAUUGUAAUUAAAAAAGAUCUUUGAAUUCCAUGUCUGAUGGGUGAAAUAUAUAUAAAUGUUUUCUCACAAAUAAAUAUUAUUCCUCAAUAAAUUUGCCCAGAAUUGCCAUUAAAUCACAAGUAUAUUUUAAUGAAUAUUAAUGUUUUGUGAUAUAUCAGUGUUGACUAUAUAUUACUGUGUUAUUUAGAUGACUUUAAUUUUGUGUUUAAAUAAUUUUAAUAUAAUACAGUUAUCAUAUCUAAAUAUGAUUCCACAAUGGUGUUAUGUAUUUAAUCUCUUUUCCUUUAAAAUUCUGUUAAAUAAAUAUAGAUCCUAUCAAGAUGCACAUGUCUCCUUCUCAGAGGGAUAACAUAAUAUGACAAGUACAAUUCACUGAAAUGGAAAUGUUCUUGGGAAUCUAAACAUAUCUUGUACAAAUAUAAUUUUGAGUUAUUCAUAAUGGAGUUGUUAUACCAUAGGAUUUUAUUUAUAAAUAUCUCAGUUUUCCAAGAAUUUUCAAAUGCGAUUUUAUCCUCAAAUAAAGAACCAUAAAAAUUGUUAAGGAUAACAGAUGUUGAGGCUAACUGGGACUUUGAAUCUGAAAGGAAAAGUUGCUUUGAGAUACAUAUUGUCAACUUAAAAAAAAAUCACUGUGCUUUUAGUCCUAAUUUAUUUCUGUAGGCAUCCAUUGAGAGAUGGUUUGAUUUGAUUUGCAUGUAUGUUUUAUGCCUAUACGUAUACCACUGUUUUGAAUUACAAACUUUGGAAACGAAUGUGCAAAAUUAUUUAGAUUGAAAACAAUGUCUUCUAAAAGUUGGACACAUUUUGUUUAAAAAUUGCCAGUUAGUGUCAUAAUGCCCAUUCAUGAAUACCAUUUGCUUUCAAAUCUAAAAUGUUGCCUAGUUCUACUUCAUUUUGACAUCUUUCUACUGUUCUCUGCAUAAUAUAAUUGGGGAAACUCCAUUAUAGUUCAAGAGGGAAAAAAAGAAAGCCUUGAGUCAGUUUCAACACCUCUCAACCCUUGGACACAUUCAUACAGCUUUGGGGCAUACAUGUGGGUUGUUUGUUCCAAUAUGUUUUUUUCAGUGAGGAAUAUUUUUUAUCUUCCUAGUCAAGACUAUAUCUUUGUACUCCCUGAUGAUCUUGAAUUCAGUGAUUAACCAACUCAAACUCUGCUGAACUUAUAAACAGAUCUCUUUAGAUGGUCCUUUGCCCUUUCAACUUCAUUGUUUUCUUCUUUGAUUUUCAUUGCCAACACACAAUACCUGAACCUUUUCUUCCUGCCCUGUAUUUACAGCCAUUUACUAUCUUGUGCUAGCCAAAAGAACACCUUUGAAUUUUGAUAUUGGGUCAUAUAGCUAAUGCUCUGAAUGCCAGUCGUUUUAAGUGACUAUCCUUAAAAGUCCUGCUUCCCUGGGAAGAGUUUGUCAACUUUGCAACAAUAAUGUCGAUGAAAAGCAUGAUUCACUGUCAUUAUUAUUCCAGGCUUCUAGGACUUUUAGUUCUGCUUGAUUCCAGUCCAUUAUUUCAGUUCUGUAUAUUAUUAUUAUUGUUGUUGUUGUUGUUGUUGUUGUUGUUGUUGUUUCCAAAUCUAAACUAACUAAACUAUUAUAAUAAAACACAGUAUAUAAUUCCCAGUAAUAAAACUUUUGUAAUUGAUGAGCUGAGAUUUUAUCCAUCCCUACUCUCAAUGUAUUUUUCCACAUUCAUUUAAUGUUUAUUUGGUGGUCUAUAUUUUCCCAAAUUUCUUUAAU